Messenger RNA from Cygnus atratus (black swan), 738 nucleotides. Its product is annotated as noggin-like. The record is from RefSeq and is a predicted model, not a curated record. Gene Ontology annotation, biological process: osteoblast differentiation; negative regulation of BMP signaling pathway; dorsal/ventral pattern formation. The annotation marks the transcript as partial. NCBI's taxonomy places the organism in Eukaryota, Metazoa, Chordata, Aves, Anseriformes, Anatidae. The transcript has a single exon.
CUCCUCUGCCUGCUGCCGCUGCCGCCGCCGGGUGCCUCAGGCCUGGCACCGCCGCCGCCGGAUGACCCUCGAGACCUGCCACCGCCACCCGGCACCGCUGACCCCGCUGCCCGCCUGCUGCGCGGCCGCCCCUCAGCCCCGGUGCGGCCCUACAGCCUCUCGCUCUCCCCCGAGGACUACCGCUACGCGCCCAAGCCCCGACAUCUACGGCCCGGGCGGCUUCGCCGGCUGCUGGGCUCGGCCUUCGACUCCUUCUGGAUGUCGGCCGAGGAGCCGGCGGGUCGCAACAGCACCGCCGCCACCGAGGACCUGGAGGCCCUGAGCCGGGAGCUGGCGGAGGGCGCCGGGCGGUACCGCCGCAAGCUGUGGCGCGAGGCCGAGGGGCUGGAGCUGCCCACCCUGCUGCCCCCCGUGCCCGGGCUGCCCCCCGAGCUGCCCACCACCGUGGCACGGCGCCUGCGGCAGUGGCUGGUGGAGUGGGCCGCUUGCCGCCUCACCUCUGCCUGGGUGGACCUGGGGCCCGUCUUCUGGCCCCGCUGGGUGCGCCAUACCGCCUGCCAGCCCGACGCCUCCGGCUGCUCCUGGCCCCCCGGCAUGGCCUGCCGUCCUGCCCAGCUCACCCACCUCAAGCUGCUGGCCUGGCACUGCUGGGCCCCGCGGCCCCCCGGCCCCCCGCACUGCGCCUGGCGCCAGAUCCCCUACCCCGUGGUGGUCGCCUGCAAGUGCUCCUGCCGCUGA